Ostreococcus lucimarinus CCE9901 is the source of this 1333-nucleotide messenger RNA. RefSeq lists its product with no specific name. The transcript has 2 exons. Gene Ontology annotation, biological process: beta-D-galactose catabolic process via UDP-galactose, Leloir pathway; glucose metabolic process. The record is from RefSeq and is a predicted model, not a curated record. Gene Ontology annotation, molecular function: carbohydrate binding; aldose 1-epimerase activity. Bases 2 to 1333 code for a protein of 443 amino acids. NCBI's taxonomy places the organism in Eukaryota, Viridiplantae, Chlorophyta, Mamiellophyceae, Mamiellales, Bathycoccaceae.
GAUGGCGAAGCGAUCGGAACCGAAACCCGCGAACGCGGAGGACAACUCGCAGACCGGUAAAAUCGCCAUCGUCGCCCUCGCCGCGCUCGGUUUAGCGAUCAAGUCUCGCGUCGCGCGCUCGAAAGCCGACGCCAAACCGUUCGUCACGCGUUUACCGACCGCGACGAACUCGACGCCCGGCGCGUCGUCGAGCGUCGAUAAGAGCCCGUCCGGUCGCGCGUUGCGCUCGCCGUUGCGUCCUCGCGACUCCUCGACGCGUGAUCACGCGGCGGAGGGUUUGGCGUUGAUCGAGCUCGAGGCGCGCGGCGUCGCCGUCUCGGUGUCGCCGUUCGGCGCGACGAUCGUCUCGCUGCGCGCGGCGCGGCGCGGGGACGCGGACGAGAAGGAUGACGUCGUUCUCGGGUUCGAUGAUUGCGAGAGUUACGAUGAGGUCGAGGGAAGGCCGUAUUUUGGUGCGGUGUGUGGACGGGUGGCGAAUCGAAUCGCGCGCGGGGAAUUCGCCGUCGGCCGAAGGACGCACACGCUGGCGAAGAAUAACGGGGAGAAUACGCUGCACGGCGGGACUUCGGGAUGGGAUCGUAAGCGGUGGACGGUGGAGGAUCAAACGCGAAGUAGUGUGACGUUGAGUUACGUGAGCGUCGAUGGUGAAGAAGGGUUCCCGGCGAACGUGAAGAUGUACGUGGUGUACUCCGUCCUUUGCGUGCGAAAUUGCGCCGAGGUGACGACGAAGAUGACGGCGACGGCGGAUGCGAUGACACCAAUUUCCACGGUGCAGCACACGUACUUUAAUUUGAACGGACACGCGUGCGGGGAGGAUUGCUCGUCGCACGUCGUCGAGAUGCCGAAUUGCGACCGGUACGUCCCGGUGAACGAGGACACGCUGAUUCCCACGGGCGAAGGUUUGCGCAAGGUGGACGGCACGGCGUUUGAUUUACGUUCUCCGACACCGAUGUUUGAGAAAUCGAGCGAAGGCUACGACAACACGUUCGUCAUCGCCGGCGCAGACGCGACGAGACCGACGAGCGAACUCCCGCGCGCGGCGCCGCGAUUGGCGGCGCGCGUCACGUGCGAAGACGCCGGACGCGUUUUAGAGGUUUUAACGGACGCCCCGGGCGUGCAUUUAUACACCGGCAACUUUCUCUCCGAGAAUAUGGUCGGGAAGAAGAAGGAACGCGCGCGAUACCGCAAGCACGGCGGAUUCUGUCUAGAGACGGGCUGGUUCCCCGACGCCGUCAAUCAGCACUCGAAAAUCGGCGCCUCGUACCCGAGCGUCAUGGUCAACCGCGGCGACACGUACUCGCACACGCUAACGUACCGACUUUCGAACAUUUAA